GUAAUUGUGACUGACUGACUCCAUUCAACCAGCAACUGUUCUGGUGGGACAUGGACGCAGUCACCUCUCCCAGAUGUGCCUGUCCAGGUCCUGAUCUACUCUGGAGGUACCUUACAGAGCAUGAUCCGAAAUAUGAAGGGAAGAAGAAACUCAAGAUCUCUGGCAGAGAGCUGCUGUCAGUUCCCGUACAGGUCUUUGGUUUGGACCAGCUGCAGGUGCUGGAGAUGAGCCCAGAACGAGAGAGCUGCCUGAGGUACAGGAUGGAGCUGCUUCCCCAGGAGAUUGGCCAUCUGAGGAACCUCACCUGCCUCUAUGUGGACUCCAACAACUUGAAGACAAUCCCUGCUGAAAUUGGCACUUUGAGCCACUUGGAGAGGCUCACUCUGAGCAACAACAGCCUGAGCUCACUGCCCGCAGAGAUGGGGGCACUCCAAAGGCUGCACAGCCUCCACCUUGCCAACAACAACUUCACUGAGUUGCCUGCACCCCUCUGCCAGCUGAAGAGCCUCACCUUUCUGGAUGUGAGCGACAACAAAAUAGAUACCAUCACCUCCAGCAUUCGGCAUCUGGAGAAACUGGAAACGUUGCUGUUGCUCUUUAACUCACUGGAGAGCCUUCCUGAGGAUAUCUGCCUUCUAAGGAAUCUGCACACACUUUGGUUGGGAAACAACCAUCUACGGUGCCUUCCAGCAGCCUUUGGGGAGCUGGUGAACCUGGACUGGGGAUACAACUACUGCUCAUGCAAUUUUGAGGGGAAUCCACUGGAGAGUCCUCCCCCUGAAGUCUGCAGCAGAGGCCCUGAAGGGAUCAGAGACUAUUUCUCAUCACUUUGUAGGAUUUGGAGAGACUAAACCACUGUUGUCAGCCCUCUUGAAGUGACUGUGAUGGAUUUAUCCUGUGCAAAUCAUCUGCACAAGCAAAAUGUGUUUCAGAAAGGUCUUUUGAAAUCACUCUGUGGAGCUCAAAAAGCUUCCUCUCUGCUGUAAGGUGAUUUCUCUGGCAGUCUUCUUCUUCUUUUUGUUAUUUUUUAAUUUUUUUUUUUAACUAGUAUUGAACAGUGGUGCACACCUUUUAAAAACUCAUCCAGAGACAACUGUAAUCUUUUUUUCAUGUUUAUAGUUGCAUGAGCUUUUCUCAGGAAAUGUUGCAGACAAACAUCCAGUCUGAGAAAACAAGCAAGUCUGAAAUUAUAGAGUCAGGUAAACAACUGGUAUGUAAAUAGCAAUAAUCUGUGCUCUUUGUUUGCACACUGGGUUGGGGCUUGAGUCUGGAUUGGAAGUAAGUGCAAGCUGAGAUUUCUGGAAGCUUUUAAGGUCAUACUAAUUUGUGAAUUUGACUUUAUUCAGGUAGCCCAGAAUCUCAUCAUUUCCCCUGGUAUUUUGCAUGAAACACAGAGGUUGAAUCAGCUCAGGCUUCUGUCUGGCUCUGGAUGAAAAGCAACCUGUAUCCAUGUCCCACAAGAUACUGUGAAAACAAUGUCUCCAUUCCUUUGGCAGGACAUGGUGUAUUUUUCCUGAAGAGCAACGUCAGCUGGCUCUGCAGAGUACACAGUCAAGGCUGUCACCCUCUCUGGAGGCAGCAUGGACCUGGGCUUGAUGUGCCAGCCCAUCCAGAGCAGACCUCAGAGAGACCUCAGAGAGACCUCAGACCUCACUCAGCUCCUUGGAGCUUGG
Messenger RNA from Sturnus vulgaris (Common starling), 1673 nucleotides. RefSeq lists its product as uncharacterized. Gene Ontology annotation, molecular function: protein binding. Gene Ontology annotation, cellular component: cytoplasm. The record is from RefSeq and is a predicted model, not a curated record. Lineage: Eukaryota; Metazoa; Chordata; Aves; Passeriformes; Sturnidae.